Messenger RNA from Diaporthe citri, 1035 nucleotides. RefSeq lists its product as uncharacterized. The record is from RefSeq and is a predicted model, not a curated record. The transcript has a single exon. NCBI's taxonomy places the organism in Eukaryota, Fungi, Ascomycota, Sordariomycetes, Diaporthales, Diaporthaceae. The coding region runs from base 1 to 1035 and encodes 344 amino acids.
AUGCCGGAACAUGGAUUAGACAUAAUGGCCCUGAUUCUACUACUGGUGGAGGAGACCGGAGCCGCCAGCGUUAGAAAUAAGCUGGAAUUGAGGCAGGACGACGAUGGCAUCGAUACGCCAGACGACGAUGACGAUGUUGUGGCGACGCCGGCUCCAGCUCCCACAACCACAGACCCAGCAACAGCGACCACAUCCGCAGCCGCGACAGAAACUGCAAGUUCGGCUCGACAACUAGACACCAAGUCCAAGGCUGGGAUUGCUAUUGGAGUCAUUGUGGGCGUGAUUUUUCUGGGAGGCGCCGUCUUUAUGUACUGGCGACAUCGACGGCAGCGGAGAUGGCAACGGCGAAACAAGUACGACAACAACAACAAUGGCAAUGGCUACGACCCCAACAGACCGCCCAAUAUGUCAAUGGCUGCGCAUAACAUAGCACAUAAGUCAGUCAGCGACUCCUCGCCACCGCUUGGUUCCGUCUCACCGCCGUCGACAAACCCGGAUGCCGGCCGGGCAUGGUUCGACAACGGGCCCGGGAGCUCGGAGCUGCCCAGUGGCGAGGCCAGGGAGGGGAACGGGGUUGCGGGCUGGGCUUAUGACAAGGCGGAGCUCAGUGCUCCCGAGUCGGGCGGCGCACAAGCCCCGGGGCAGCUGCACCCCCAUCAUCAGUUCCAUCACUAUUCCAACUCGACGGAACUGCCUACUGCGGGUAAUCAGAUCCACGAGAUCCCGGAGGCCAGCGCGUGUUCAUACGCACCUGUGGAGCUCCCUGCUGCCGUGCCGGACCACAGCGCCAGGUACAGCGGCUUCACGGGGUUCAGCGGAGCAGACGGCGAAGAUAUUGGCAGGAACGUCAGCACAAGGACGAGCAACACGGACGGGUCUGGGAGGAGGGAGAGUGCGGCGCCGACGUUCACGGUCUCAUCGCCGGCGACCACCGUUGCGGAGACUGUCUCUGACUCUGGGUAUGGCAACCACGUUGGACAGGUCUCGCCGGCUUCACCGUACGCAAGGAGCGCGGCUGGUGGGAAUACAGUAUAG